CGCGCCACCUCCGCCAAUCCACCGGCGACCUCCGCGCGGCACAGACAAGUGCGCUCUCGAUACACACACCUAGUUCAUUCGUACAAUCGCGAUGCCGAUGGCGGCUAUUCACACGUACCAAAACCUUGGUGUCGAUCAGAAAUUGACGCACCUACAAUCCCAGGCUCCACGGAGAUUAGCACCUGCUCCAGUGGAUCCUAGUCGCUGCAAGAAAAAGUCUUAUCUUCACCAGCCUUAUCCGACUCAACCUGCCUCCGUAGCACGCAGGAACGCUCGGGAGAGGAACAGAGUGAAACAAGUAAACAAUGGUUUUGCGGCAUUACGUCAACACAUCCCAUCAGCUGUCUCUGCAGCCCUAGCUGGAGGAAGAGGAUCUUCACGAAAACUAAGCAAAGUGGAUACUUUAAGACUAGCGGUGGAGUACAUCAAAAGUUUGAAGCGGUUACUAGAGGAGAGCGAAGAAGGAUGCUCCGAGUCUCAGUCAGGAUUAGUCCUGAGUAACAGUGGACAGCACACUCCACCACUAUCUGAAGAGUCCCACUCACCAGCUCCCUCCUUCGUGUCUGAAAGCUCAGCAGGGCCGAGCUGUCAUGAUGCGUACGACUCCUACGAGCCCAUGAGUCCGGAAGAUGAAGAGCUUCUAGACGUUAUAUCGUGGUGGCAGCAACAGUGAUUGAAGGAACCGUACUCUGCGGUGAUCAAAGUGCGGCCAAUCAGCGGCUUGGUGAUUAUGAAAAAACGAGUAAUCCUCAAGAAGGAGCCGAGCAUCGGAGCGCGAGGGCUCCGAGAGAACCUCUAAUUAAGCGCAAUCAGUAUAUUCCUAAUGAGAGGGGAUAAUGGUGGACUGUAACGACCCCAUCGAUGCAUUCCUCCGAGUGACUGAACACCAAACGAAUACCCCCACUGCAUUUCCCACAUCGAUGGAAUAGCACUAAGAAGACUGAAUCGAUCAUUUAUUUGUUCCACUUAAGCAUUUAGUUAUAUUGUAGGUGAUUCCACAUUACGCUGUGCCUUAGUGUAGCCUUACGGAUUACUACUUCCACUUAGAAUGUAAUCUUUACAAUUUUGUUAUUGUUAUCUAGUCAUUAAUAUUUAAGUUUAGUUUAUGUUCAGAUUUAUGAACGCGUCUGUGUACCUUGUCCGUACUAAAGAUCGUUCAUAUUUGUAAAAUAUAAUUUUUGAAAAUCUUGAGACAAAGACUUGUAAUGUAAAUAGAUAAGGUAGCACCCUAAGACAGAUUCCUAAUAUUAUAAGAUUUUUAUGAAUUAGUUAUAUAAAAAUACCAGUAUUCAACCGUUUGGUUGUGUCUGUAAUUAAAUACAUUUUUAUAAAUUCUA
This is a messenger RNA of Spodoptera frugiperda (fall armyworm), 1337 nucleotides long. It is a transcript of the gene Ash1, whose product is annotated as achaete-scute complex protein T3. Lineage: Eukaryota; Metazoa; Arthropoda; Insecta; Lepidoptera; Noctuidae. Bases 92 to 673 code for a protein of 193 amino acids. Gene Ontology annotation, biological process: regulation of transcription by RNA polymerase II; developmental process. Gene Ontology annotation, molecular function: protein dimerization activity; RNA polymerase II transcription regulatory region sequence-specific DNA binding; DNA-binding transcription factor activity, RNA polymerase II-specific. The record is from RefSeq and is a predicted model, not a curated record. The transcript is spliced from 2 exons.